Racocetra persica is the source of this 738-nucleotide messenger RNA. NCBI's taxonomy places the organism in Eukaryota, Fungi, Glomeromycota, Glomeromycetes, Diversisporales, Gigasporaceae. The record is from the annotation of a GenBank genome assembly.
AUGGCUACACUUGGACCAACUGGAACACCACGUCCUACAUCUUCUCCAGCAUCACCUGCUCAACCAAAGUCUCAGGAUGAAACUUCUAGAGUUGGAAUUAUUUGCGCAGUUUCAUUAGCGGCGUUUAUUAUUUUUAUCAUAUCAGUGAUUACUGUUAGAUACAUACUACGUCAGCGACGGCAUGAUAUUCGAUAUGGAAUGAGCAGCGCAAAAAUAGAGGCAAGUGGGCUUCCAGAAAAUGAUAAUCCUACGGGUCAUGGAGACCCACGAAGGAAGAUAAGGGCAGAACGACAAAAAUCCAACUUAAUUCAUGGUAGUGGUCUCGGACAGCCACCAAUUCAUCCGGGUCCAACAUAUCCGGGUCCAACAUAUCCGGGUCCAACAUACCCGGGUCCAACAUAUCCGGGUCCAACAUAUCCGGGUCCAACAUACCCGGGUCCAAUAUAUCCGAGUCCAAGAAAUAAUUCACAAUAUAAUGAACAAGGUGAAGAUAAUAAUAUAUUGAGAAUUGCAAGUGAUGAAGGUGGACGAAAUGAUGGAUCAAGAAAUUAUGGACCAUCUGAAGAUGACAUUUUAAGAGUGCCUAGUGAAAGGGAAAGUAUGAAUGAAACAAUGCGAUUAGCUCAAGAAGCAUUAAGAACGAAAUCAAAAGAAGAAAAUCCGAGAGAGUCACGGCAAGUUUUGACGUUUUCCGGAAAUACAGAAAUUGAUACUAAUCUUAAGGAUAUCACACAAUAA